Molecule: messenger RNA, 1011 nt
Organism: Fusarium graminearum PH-1
Lineage: Eukaryota; Fungi; Ascomycota; Sordariomycetes; Hypocreales; Nectriaceae
Exons: 5
Coding region: 1-1011 (336 amino acids)
Source: RefSeq, a predicted model, not a curated record
AUGGUAAAUACCAAAAGAGAGGUCCUUGGUUUCAGGCUUGCCCUGGGGCUCAGCCAGCUGCUCAGCAAACCAUUCCCGCGUAAUCGACAUCUCAACCCCCAUGGUCGACCAUUUUGCUGGGCCCAUUAUUUUUUGGGACUCAACACCGAAGGAAGGUACAUCACGGGACGGUCCGCCAACCUGGGUUAUCUUAACACUCUUGACAGAAUGGGCAGGAGCCAUGAACAGAAAGAGGUGCCUAAAAGCUUUUCAGCCUACGAGUUCCUGUGCACCUCCAUUGAUUACGCGAUCGCCGCCUUCUGGGCACACAAUUCCUUUGCUGCGCUGGCAAGCCUUGUAUUCCUCGGCCCUGGACUUGCGAACUUCUGUAGUGUGGUCGUUUUGUAUACCCAGAUCCAGCCAUUCUGGAGAUACUGGAUGUAUUACUUAAACCUAUUUACGUAUCUGAUUGGUGGUCUGUUUGAGCAUGUUGUGUGGCAUGUCAAGAUCGAUUGUCGCUCUGAGGAGUUGACACACAUCCCGUUGCCAAACAGCAACAGCACCACCUAUGGAGACUACAUAGCUAAUUUCAUCCGAGAUAAAGUGUCUUGUUUAGAUAGAUUGACUAGAUUUCAUAGUUGUUUCACUAUCUACAAGUUGUGUAUCACUCCAUUGGCUGAAUAUACUAGCAAGGCCCUUUUAAGGUGUUGGCGAGGAGAUGUUGCGAUACUCUAUGGCGAUUAUAUUGCGGGUUUCAUUAGAGAGAAAACUGGUUAUAUUAAUAAUACCGAGUCAAAAAGCACCUGUUCGUACUGUCCCUACACCACAGGUGCCGACUAUCUCGGUCAAUUCAGAAUUGACGAGAAUACUUUGGUUAGAGAGAUGCAAGUUUCUGUCUUCGCUGCUUAUCGUGUUCGUAUUACUGACUUAGCAUUACACGGUGGCAUUACGGCUUCGUUCUGCGUUAGUUCAUAUGCUCUUGUCUUGCUUAUGAUGAAGCUGCGCACAAAGUCAACAAAGACAGCAAGCUGA